AUGAAGCAAGAUUUGGCAAUAACGAACGAACAAUGGAUGGGUCGGCAAGCCGAGAAUUUCCUGUUCUGCAUCAACGUGUUCCAUCUUGCGGUUUCUCGUCCAAUUCGCGAACUUGUGACCUUUCUGGAAGCCGCUUGUAUAAUUGACAAAAUCGGCGUUCUUAUCCCGCAAAAAUACGAUAGACAAUCCAGGGAUAAGUUUCAGCUAGGUAUGCCGAAAUCGAUAAUGAACAACGAUUUUGGAAUGUCGAAUGAGGAAAUAACGCCAAAGACAAUUAGUUUCAGCCAGCGUCGUAUCGUAUUCUUUAUUCAAAAGCAGAGUUUUAUUUGUUUAAGAGACAAUCGGUUUGGACGUGUCCUCGGUUAUGUUUCAGGAAAUUCCUGCCUCGCUGAAAAUUCGGUGACUGAAAUUCCGCUCCGUUUCAUUAAUGCGAGUCUAUUAUUUUUUACAGUCGACUACGACAUAAUUAACCAAUUAAUCGUGUCUCGCCCGGCUCAAAACGCACUGAAUAAGACACGAACUUUCAUCAUCCACUUAAACAAUAGUGCUUUGAUAAGAGCGCUUCAAUUAUUCGGGGAAGUGUGCAACCGGACGUACUACGGGGACGUGAGCAAAACGUACGACCUCCGCGUCAUUAAGUCCGCAGAGACGAGGCUGCCCUUCCUCUGCCAUCUCACGUUCACCGCCAACGGCCAGAGUCACGGAGAUAUAGUCCAGAUAAUAUUCGACGAGUUCAAGGUGGGUCGCUACGAAGCGUCUGCUCUCGACGGCUGUCCCGACGGGUACAUGCAACUCAGCGAGCUGGGUCGUCCCUUCACUGGAGGUUCAUGGUGUGGCUCUUCUUCCGGUCCUGCCGCUUACUACAGCGAGACGUCAACCGUUACCGUCAGCGUCAAACUCUUCGGCUCGCCCCAGAUCCCGUUUAAGUUCCAGCUGCGCUACCGCUUCGUGUCGCGUCGCGAAGCUGUGGUACGAUUCGGGUCCCCGGCGGCUCCUCUAGAACGCGGGCAAGUAGCUCCCGGUACUUACUGCACGCGCCAGUUCGAAGAGUGCUACCGGAAACCGUGCCGUCUCCAGUCGCCCAACUACCCGGGAAUGUACCCCAGGAACGUCUCGUGCUACUGGAGCCUGCGCCAGAAGUUCGUCCCGACGUGCAAGCACGCCAUGAUUGCCGUCCGUCAAGAGGCGGCCCACAAGAUGCACAUGAAGAGGUCGAUCAACGUGGCGGGCUUGAACAAGACGGCGAGGGCUUUGAGGGCCUGGAGGGACUGCACCGGAGAACGGGACCAUUUGAUUUUUUAUGAUGGAGGCUCGACGAACGAUCCGGUAUUGGCUAAGUACUGCGGAGGGGACUGGUUGCCUAAGGUGGUAUCGCGAGGACCGGAGAUGUUGGUGGCUUUUCAUUCGUCGCCGUUUAGCAUACCGUUGCAUUCGCCACCGUCGCAUUCGCCUCUGCGAGGUUUUGAACUCGACGUGGACGUGAUUUUUGCAGAUUCGGAUUCGUUGGAUUACUCGAGACACAGCCAGUGCGAGUUCGACGUGAACGCUACGAACCCGGAUAGUGAUGAAAUUUGGACGGGGCGAGGACGGAAAGGGAGAUUGGUGAGUCCUCGACACUCGUUGCCGCCGAACACGACGUGCACGUACAGAUUCAGAGGGCAUUCGCACGACCUGGUGUGGAUUAGUUUCAUUUCGUACAGUCAAAGGGCGCUCCUGGUCGGAGAGAGCGCUCACGCUUUACUUAGUAACAGUUCACUAGGAGGUGGUUGCUCAACCAGGUUGCGCAUCUGGGACGGCACUCUCCUUCUGGAAGACAAAUGCGACGAACCACCACGACUCUGCGACCACAGCGCCUUAACCAACGCAACGCGAGUGACCAGACCGUGCGCCCUCGACGAGAGUUACUUGUCUUCGGGACGAAAUUUGAUCUUGCAACACCACACGGAGGACGGGACUGCGCUGCAUCCCGCGUCCUUCCGGAUGAAGUACGAGUUCGUCGAUACUAGACUAGGAGGAGAACCUUGGCCAGGCAAAGAAACUAACACUUGCCAUAGGGUUUUUAAGAAGAACCACCUCGGCGAGCUCACCACUCCCAGGAACGUUUUCUUGUACGGUCGAGGUGGUACCAAAGACUUGCAUUGCGUCUACAGGUUUGAAGCCGACGCGGGUGAACGCGUAAGGCUCGUCGUGAAUAACGCUUCUUUCGGGAUAAGUCAGUUGUGCGAAACCUUGACGGACCCUCAUAGCGGACGGCCAGUCUGCGAACACUAUUCUAGUACCAAAGUGACGGAGUUGAGUGUGUGGGAGUUGCCGUGGAAAGACGUUCGUAUGCCUCGCGGUUGUAUUUGUGAUAAUUCCUCGUUAAGUAGUAAACCGUUAGUGUUCUUAUCCGCCUCUAGGACUCUAGAAUUGCACUUCACUGCCAAAGACAUGAAUAUUACUGAAGAUUUCACGGUGCUACAUUUUCAUGCUACUUUCGAAGUGGUCAAGAUGCCCGAUUGUCCAAGGAAGCAGAGAGUAAGAGGUUAUGGAGGUGACGUCCAAUUCAACACGCCUCCUGUGGACCGCGGCGAGAUGCUCUGCGUAGGCAUGCCAUGGCUGGUGGAGGCCCGCUACAACCGCAGCCUGUUCCUGCUCAGCUGGGGCGCCUUCCUCCCUCUCAAGCCUCGCAUCGAGGAGAACACCCGCUGCCCGACCAACAACCGCGUCCUCAUCUACUCCGGCCGCCCCCCGAAGCUCGUCCGCGCCGUCUGUCCCGCCGAGCCUGGGGCCAAACCGCUCGCCGUCCACGUCUUCAGCGAGGAGUGGUGGGGCGAGGGCCUGGCUACCGUCCAGCAGCGUCCCCCCAACUUCCUCGUCGAGUGGGUGAGCAGCGAGCCGGGGAUCUCGGCCUUCAGCUGGCUGGAGAUCUCGCGCUCUCGGUCGUCCCUCCUGCAGCAGCUGCAGGUGCCCGUCAACGCCACCGCCAACGAGACGGACCUCGAGUGCCCCCACAAGUGCCCCGAGCUGGACGCGUGCAUCGGUGCGAGUCUCUGGUGCGACGGCAAGAACCACUGUCCGUCGGGGUGGGACGAGUCGGAGGCGCAGUGCGGCGCCGCCUCCAAGCUGCUGACGUCGCUGCCGGGGGCGGCUCUGGCGGCCGCCGCCGCGGUGCUGUCGUCGCUCGUGCUGCUGGUGUGUCUCACGCUGCACCGGCUGCGGGCUCGGCGUCGGAGGCGGCUCGCGAAGAAGAAGCUCCUCACCGGACCGAGGCUGUUGGACAAUAGUUUGAAUUCUUGA
Molecule: messenger RNA, 3279 nt
Organism: Zophobas morio
Lineage: Eukaryota; Metazoa; Arthropoda; Insecta; Coleoptera; Tenebrionidae
Exons: 8
Coding region: 1-3279 (1092 amino acids)
Cellular component (GO): plasma membrane
Molecular function (GO): protein binding
Source: RefSeq, a predicted model, not a curated record